UGCUUCAAAAUCUCCCAGUGACGUCUUAUUUUAAGCGCCCACCUUUCAUUUAUAGAAAUUGCCCCUGACAAUAAAGCCAUAGGCUAGUCGCUAAAACCCAGUCAGGUGCCUGAGGUCGCCACACAUUGACACGAUGAUGAGAAUGCAACGUUUACCAAAAUUUCAGUCAGAUAGUCUUCUUGUCUAUUCAAUUCUUUAUUCUUUAUGCAAGCGAAUUUGACUAUAACCAUCGACAGAAAAUGGCUUCAUACGGGUAUGUCGAUCAUUUCUCUGUUAUACUCUCGAGCACUGUCUUUGCACAGUAUUGGCAUGCAGGAUCAUCUCAUAGUAACCGAUUUCUUUUGUAAUUUUGAAUAAAUGACGCGUUAUUUUUAUAUAAUGUUUGUUUAUAUUUCGUUUCGCAGCACUGUGGAUAAGUUUGAACAUUGGCGCGCGAGUAUUGAUCGAUAUCGUUAAAGCACCAGUCGUUGUCAUAUCGCUCCAUCAGCAUCAAUGACAUGCCUCGUGCGACGUGAUCCACGCUCUGAAAACGACUAUUUUCUUAUCGUUUAUGAUAUUUUUACACGAUUUUGGAAAGCCAAGUGUUUGGUUCCAAGAAGAAAACGCGAUGGAAAUAUAAAAACCCUGCAAUAUCACAUUAGGGACAUACGGGUAGCUCUGCGUUUUGCGCUUUCCCUCAUCGUUUCGCGCUUUUAGUAAUUAUGAGCAACUGGGGGAAACUCGAGAAAGUCGAGUGUUAAUAAUGAUCGACGCACCAUCUUAACGCACGGGCUCUUCAUUUACCCAUAACUCGCGCGCCGCGAUAGCGCCAAACCGGAGAUUUCCAGCGGUGCCUUAGAAAUGAAAGAUGAUGGAGGCAGACAACGAGAGCUGGGUUUCUCUCUCUGAAAACGGAAGCGCACAUUUGAAUGCCUCGAACCUGGGUUUCCUAAACGCGUCACCCGCCGUGGGUCCGUGGGGUGAUGAUCAGGAUAAAGAGGUGACACGACUGGAGGAGAUCCUGCACGCGCAGGAGACAGCAUACAAACAUUUCACCAUUACCAUUCAAGCUUUCAUUCUGAUCGGCUCCCUGUUAGGCAAUGCAGCAGUGCUAUGGUGCACCUGUUACACAAAUGUUUUCAAGUCAGUCACAAACCUUUUCAUCAAAAACCUGGCUUGUUCUGGCAUAUGUGCCGGGUUGGUGUGCGUGCCCUUCGACAUAGCUCUUAGUGCCAGCCCCCUGUGCUGCCUGUGGUUCCACACCCUGCUUCUCUGCAAGGCCGUCAAAUUUCUACACAGGCUUUUCUGCUCUGUCACUGUGCUGAACUUCGCUGUCAUCGCUCUGGACAGGUACUACUCUGUGUUAUAUCCACUGGAGAGAAAGAUAUCAGAUGCCAAAUCUAGGGAUCUGGUCAUCUAUAUAUGGGCACAUGCAGUCGUUGCCAGCGUUCCUGUAUUUGCCGUCAGCAGUGUGACCGAUAUCUACGCCACCUCCUCUUGUUCUGACAGCCAAACUCUGGGACAUCUGGUUUACAUGAUCACCUACAACAUCACCACACUUAUUUUACCACUAUCGGUGGUGUUUCUAGCCAUGGUCUUAAUUCGUCGCGCAUUAAGCACCAGCCAGAAGAAGAAAGUAAUUAUAGCUGCUUUGCGAACUCCUCAAAACAGCAUUUCAAUCCCGUAUGUUUCUCAGCGUGAGGCUGAACUCCAUAUCACUCUGUUGUCCAUCGUGCUUGUAUUUGCACUCUGUAGCGCCCCCUACGCUGCUCUGGUGGUAUAUCGUGCUGUGUUGGGGGCCGCAAAAGCCUCAUCUUGGUUACAGCUGACUGCACUGUGGCUGCCAAAGGUCUCUCUCCUCACCAACCCACUGUUUCUCCUAACAGUGAAUCGCUCUGUCCGCCGCUGUCUUCUUGACAUGCUAGCACGUCUGCACCGCCGUUACAGUCGAAGGAACAUGGUCAGUGUCGGCGGGCUGGUUGAAGUGGGUGCACUUGGGGGCGAAACUGUAGCUCGCUCUGGAAGCCAGCUUCUGGAGAUGUUCAAUAUCGGCCAACAGCAGAUCUUUAGACCAAAUGAGGAUGAAGAAGAUGAAAAUGAAAUUUCCUCAGUGGUCAGUGCCAACUUUCAACCCAAAGAUGAAGUACAGAGCAGGACGGGCGGGCCUGCCGGAGAGUUGCGUAAACAGCAAUCUGUGGAUGGAGUUCGUGAGGAGGGUUUGACGUUACCAAAACAUUCCCCUAUUCAUUCUUGUGCCUACUCCUCUUCGCAGGUCGCCCCUGCGACACCUACAGAUCCGGACGAUACGACCCAGUUUGGUUUUGGGCCGUUUGAGCUGCCCCCACAAUGGCUGCCUGAAACCAGAAACAGCAAGAAGAGACUACUGCCCCCUUUGGGUAACACACCAGAGGAGCUGAUACAGACAAAGCAGCCCAGAGUGAAACCCGAAAGACGCAUCAGCAGAAACAAUAAAGUUAGUACCUUCCCUAAUGUUGAUCCAUGAAACACAGACAAUGGACAUGAUGAAUAUUUUGUUCGAGCAAAUCAUGAAAAGCCAAGAAUAAACACUGUCUCUGUUUUAUACUUCAAGUUAUUUUGAGAUAUUUUUGGCUACAGAUAAACGGUAGGGGAUAUUUACUUGCUUUUAACACUUGGGGAUACUUAACUCUUUCCCCGCCAUUGACAAGUUAUCUCGUCAAUUAAGAGAAAACAUUUCCCUGCAAAUGACGCUUUCUUGAUGUUUUUACGGUAAUCUGUAAUUUAUAAAAAAUUGAAGCAAAAACUGAAGAUAAAUUUAAAAAUGUUUAAACUCUGUGUAUGUUUUGAUAAAAAUUAACAAUCUGAUCUCCAACAAAAUAUCUUUACAAAAAUGCAAAUUUUUUUCAGCUUUUUGCUUAAAAUUUGGUUAACCUACCCAAAUUUGAGAGGUUAUAGAAAGAGAACAAAUAAAGCUAGAAUGAAACGUUUUUUAUCCCCCCUGUUUUGUUUGUUUUAAAGCAGAGGGUCUGUUCUUUCAUUUGAUAUAUUUGUAUGUUUAUAUAUUUAUAGAAGAACAUUUUCCUGGAAGGCAUUUUGUGAAACUUUUGAGAAAAAGGCUGGCGGGGAAUGAGUUAUAGACUAGCAUAUAUUAAACUGACUGAAUAGGAAUCUAUCACAGGAAAAACAAAGGCAUGAAUUGUAUAACAUUCAUUAUGUUGCAAUAGUUAAUAAAUUUAAUCAUGAAAUUAA
Messenger RNA from Paramisgurnus dabryanus, 3207 nucleotides. It is a transcript of the gene gpr176, whose product is annotated as G protein-coupled receptor 176. NCBI's taxonomy places the organism in Eukaryota, Metazoa, Chordata, Actinopteri, Cypriniformes, Cobitidae. The record is from RefSeq and is a predicted model, not a curated record. Gene Ontology annotation, molecular function: G protein-coupled receptor activity. Gene Ontology annotation, biological process: G protein-coupled receptor signaling pathway. Gene Ontology annotation, cellular component: plasma membrane.